AUGGCUACCUCUCUCGCCAAACAGCUGGCGCAGAUCGCCGUCAAGUCAAAGACUACGUUGAACGCAAAGGCCCAAAAGGCCGCUCACUCGAAAUCCCUAAUCUGGGAGCCCAAGAUCGCCGCAACCCAAAGCUUCCAGAGCCUCUACCCCGUCUGCCAAGAAGGAUUCGAAGAACUCUGCGGUCUCGACUCCCGCUUCGCCCCCUUCCGUGCGACGCUCUUUAGCGAACAGAGCCAGAGCGAGGAGAGGACCCAGCUCACCGAGGCCGAAAAUGUCGAACUUGACAGGAAAGUCGAGGCUUUUCUGCGUCUUGCAGGUAGCCGGCUACGGCUUAUGCCAGCCAUCAAAGCAAUUGAGUGGUUGAUUCGACGGUUCAGGGUUCACGAGUUCAACACCGCCUUCCUCCUCACCACAUUCCUCCCGUACCACACUCUACCGGUCUUUGUGACACUCUUGUCUCGGGCUGCCAAGGCGCUCCUCAAAGCCACCUCGAUCGGCCGCGAGUGGAGGGUUGAUGCCAACGGCCUCUGCCUAGCCAUGAUUGACAGGGCCGCUGCUACGUCCGUCCUUUUCAAGGCGCUCCUCCUCCUUGGCACCAACCUCAGCGAGGAGGUCGAUGCGAGCGGAAGCGUGAGGAAGGAACUCGGUACUAUGCUCGUUCAACUAUCCCAGGAUCCUGGCGAGUGCGGUGACAUUAUUCAAAACGCCAUCACUGAUAUCGACUUCGACAUGGACCAGCUGGAGAUGCGAUUGGAUCUGUCGCUGCGCCAAAAUAAGAUGCUUCCUGCGCCAGAGGAUGAUGCUAUGGAGACGAGCGAAGCCCCUGUGCCCGUCAAGGAAACCCUCAGCGACGAGUUGGCCAAGGUUUCAAGCCUGUCGGACGGUCUAUCCUCCAAUCUUGGUGCUGAUGCUGGAGAGGCUUUCCCCGCGGUCAGCGAAGUCUUCCUUCGGGCCAUCAUCGAUCCUACCCCGGAAAAGGUGCUAGAGCAGUUCGAUUCGCUGCCGGUCCUGGCCCGUGAGAAAGCUCUCUCGGAGCCCACCUACAUUUCCUUUUAUGUGCGCAUUUGGUGCGGAGCAUUCCCGGCCCUGGCCAAGGCCAAAGCGUUGGAGAUGGUGAAGAACCGGCUGAAGACGUGCAAUGAGAAGCUGGACCUGCAGGCCCUUAUCCCCUACAUCCUCGCAGCUCUCAGUGACCCAUCCAAGAAGGUACGACAGGCCGCUGCGGAUCUGCUCAUCGUCGUCGACCAAGCAUAUCCCAGCAAUACCAAGGGAUCAGGAGCCGCCAUUUGGGGAGAGAAAUCGCUCUAUCCGGGUACCCAGGGCCGCGACGCAUUUAGCACUGAAGCCGCCGCCAAGGUGAUCCGAACCGUUCUCCUCCCUACCCUCGAAGAGUGCGUCAUUCACCAGGAUCACGUCAGCGCCAUUUUUGAGUCUUCGAUUGGCCCGGGCAAGACCAAGGAUUCCGAGGAGGCGAAGGACCGCCUCCCUCCUCCCGUUCGGCUUGCGUUUGCCCGAUUUACCGCUGCCGUCAUUUUCCGCACCCCGUUUUUGCUUGUCAAGGAACGUCUUCUCAAAGCUCUUAACCGUGUUCGAUCGAUUCCCAGCACCAGCAGAACCCAGCUUCUCCUACCGUCUCUCAACUGGUGGGCGGGCCUGACCUCGGAACAAGUAUCGGAACUCGUCAAGAAGGAACGCAUCGAUGAGGCUAGCCUCAACCAACGGUUCGUCGAGACCGUCGUCGCCAACGACGCUGCAGGCCUGCAGGCCUUGCUAAAGAUUAUCGUAACUUCGAAAGAUACCCGAGAGGACUUUAUCGAGACGAUUUUCUUGCGCCUUCGCAAGCUGUGGUCCUUGAUGAAGCCCGAGAACAAGUCAUCCAUAGCGAACCAGAUGAUCGACUUGGCUCUCAGCGCUUCUGACGCAGAUGAUAUGCCUCGGCCCACGGCCAUCGAGGCCGCGGAGCUUCUGCGAAGUGUCGAGUUGACCACGGAUAUCCUUUCCCACUUCCUCGACAACGAAGGCCCUCGUGGCUCGCCCCUGCAGCCUUCGCCUGAAAUCAACAUGGCCCUUAAGAAAGCUACCUUUGUGCUACAACUCAUCGAGAUCUCGAACCCCGUGGCCCACGCCGCACUCCUCCCCACCUUGUUCUCGACCCUCGCCAAACUGCAAACCUUCCGGUCCGUCGUCGGAUCCGACUUGGGUUACCUGCAAAAUGUCGUAUUGAUGAGCUUGCACGCCAUGCUCCCCGCAUACAAGGCCAAUAGCGAUCUCAAGAUCACCAUCUCGGACGGCUACGGCGACCUCCUCGUCAACUGCAUUCAAAAGUCCUCCAGUCCGGUUGUUCAGAACGCCGCCCUGCUCCUCAUUGCUAGCCUGGCUACAACUGCACCCGACGUUGUCAUCCACUGUGUCAUGCCGAUUUUUACGUUUAUGGGAGUAUCCGUCAUACGCCAGAGCGAUGACUACUCGGCGCACGUCGUCAACCAGGUUAUCAAGGAGGUUGUGCCACCUCUCGUCGCGACUCUCCGCAAGGGCAAGAAGAGUGUCGUGGCGGCUUCCUCGGAGCUACUCUUGAGCUUCACCUCCUCCUACGAGCAUAUCCCCUCUCACCGCCGAUUCGGUAUAUUCAUGUCGCUCGUUGACACGCUCGGCGCGGACGAGUUCCUGUUUGCCAUCAUUGCCCUACUUGUCGAGAAGCAGGGCCCUACCGAUGGCGUACUUUCUUUCGUCACGGAACUUCUCGACCGACAUAACGUGAAAACGCAGUUGGAUUCGCUGGUGAAGCUCAUUCAGCUCAUCGGUGACCUGUUCAAACCCAGCCCCAACCUCGCUAGCGCCCUCCUGAGGCCGACGAGUAAAUUGGAUCCGCAAGUCUCCCAGGAGGCGGCUCUUAGCCAGUUGUCCGCCCUUCCUGCCCUUUUGUCCAGCCGGAGACUACGCAUCCAGGUUCGCAAGAUCACCGAGCACGAUGAUAUGCAGGCAUCCGAGGUCCGCGAGCUCUACGCCAGCCUCCUUGAGAAUCUCCUUUCCCUAGCAGAGGCCGUCAAGGUCCACAAGCAACUCUACGGGCUCUGCGGAGAGUCUCUUGCCGGCCUUCUCAACCUCCUUACCAUCGGCGAGUUCAUCAAAGCUGUUGAGAAUUUGCUGGACCGACCAAACCUAGGCCUCCGCCAAAAGGUGCUCAAGGCCCUCGAAACGAGGGUGAAUCAGGAGAGCAGCGCAGACCCCAGCUCCCGAACGGUCCUCUUGGGCUUCCUGCCCCAGCUCACGGCGGCGAUCCGCGACUCCGAAGAUAUCAAGUACAAGCACACCGCCGUCGCGUGCGUGGACAAGAUUGCCGAAAAGUACGGCGAAAAGGACCUGGAGGCUGUCGCCGCCGCCGCUUCUACGAUUGCCGGAGAGCACUGCCUGGGCCAGUCCGACAAGCACCUCCGCGUCAUGGCACUCUUGUGCCUCGCGUCCCUCGUCAGCGUGCUAGGCCACGGCGUGCUCCCCGUGCUCCCCAGCGCCUCCGCGUACGCCAUGAACUACCUCAGGGAGUGCAUGACGGCCGAGGAGCCGGACCCGGAGCUGCACAACGCAUGCUACUUUUUCGUGCUGUCCGUCGUGCAGCACAUGCCAGAGAUGGUUACGAGCUCGUACCUCGAGCAGUUACUGGCCAUCUCCAAUGCCUCGGCCGAGCACGGGUUCGACGAGGAGGCGGAGGACGGCCGCAAGACGUGCCUCAAGACCCUGGCCACUCAGCUGGAUGCCAAGGUUCUCUUCGCCGGUCUUGCCAAUGGCUGGCCGAGGGCUGCUGGCGCUGGCUUCAAGGCUAUCACGGAAUACAUCGAUCUUAUUCGCACGGCCGUGGCUUCCCACCGGGAGCAGACCAUCCGAAAGAACGUGUCGUCUCUCUCUUCUAUCCUCCUGAGCGCUUACGACUUUAGGAGGCAGGAGUUCGAAAAGGGUCCUGUGACUGAGACUGUCGCUACCAAGGUGGCCGAGAUCGAGAGCUCCAUCAAUGAAGUGGCUCUCCUGGUCAUCCACAAGCUCAACGAUGCCACGUUCCGACCUAUUUUCACGCAGCUCGUGGACUGGACCAGCACCGGCCUCGGCAAGUCGGAUACGGUGGGACGCCUUCGCCGGUCUCAGAGCGUGUACGGGUUCCUGUACGCUUUCUUCAACCAGCUGGGCCGCAUCGUGACCAACUACGCGACAUAUAUGCUCGAUGACGCGGUGCGAGUGCUUCAAUCGACGAGCCCCAAGGAGUCGCGGGAGGCACGCAUGUUGUGGGAAAGCGUGCUCAAUGUGCUAGCCAAGUGCUUCGAGCACGACGAGGACGGUUUCUGGCAGACACCCGCGCACUUUGGGGCGGUGGCACCCGUCCUAGUAGACCAGUUCCGGUUCUCGGGUUCGCUGGACCUGUCGGUCGCGCUCGUGCCCGCGGUCGUAGAGCUCGCGCGCGCGGCCAGCUCGCAGGCGCACCAAAAGGAGCUCAACACAUCGAUCCUCAAGCUGCUGCGCUCGGAGCAGGCGUCGGCGCGCCUGGCGGCGGUCAAGUGUCAGCAGGCACUGGCGGAGAAGCUGGGCGAGGAGUGGCUGGCGAUGCUGCCCGAGAUGCUCCCGUUCAUCAGCGAGCUGCAGGACGACGACGACGAGGUGGUGGAGAGGGAGACGCACCGGUGGAUCGUGAGCAUCGAGGGUGUGCUUGGGGAGAGUUUGGACAGCAUGUUGCAGUAG
This is a messenger RNA of Parascedosporium putredinis, 4722 nucleotides long. The record is from the annotation of a GenBank genome assembly. NCBI's taxonomy places the organism in Eukaryota, Fungi, Ascomycota, Sordariomycetes, Microascales, Microascaceae.